Messenger RNA from Auanema sp. JU1783, 228 nucleotides. The record is from the annotation of a GenBank genome assembly. Lineage: Eukaryota; Metazoa; Nematoda; Chromadorea; Rhabditida; Rhabditidae.
AUGCGGGAAGAGGUAAAACUGCUGGAACACCAUACCUGCUUCCUGGCGAAUCAGGCGCUCGUCAACUUUCGGAUCGUUAACCUUCAGGCCAUCGACAAUCAGAUCGCCGGAGGUGAUUUCUUCCAGUUUGUUGAUGCAGCGCAGCAGGGUCGAUUUACCGGAACCGGACGGCCCGAUAAUCACCACGACUUCGCCCUGGGCAAUGUUCAAAUCGAUAUUGUGCAGCAC